AGAUGCAUCAUCCGAUCUCAAAAGUUCCGCGUCAUGAGAUGUGUGCGGGACGCGCCCGGGCAGUGGUUGUUAAUUGUCCACCCUUCAUCUCGUUGUCCACCAUACUGAAACGACGCUCCCCGCACAGGCCGAGGCGCGAUUCCACCAACCAGGCCUCGACUGCAGCUCCACCAUGGUUUCGCAGCCUGGGGUGUAGGCAUGCCACUCCUCGCUUGGCUUGUUUCGAUAGCUUCCAUGGCAGAACCUCGACGCGGCCCGAAACGAAACGUCCAUCCGUCUUGACUGCAUGGAAAGUACGUGCAGCAAGUGCCUUAAUCUCGACGGACAAUUGUCCUAUUGCCGGCGCUAUAUGAAGCUUGGUAUGGGGUAGGUACCUAGGUAUAUAGGUCUUGCCUGGCGUCUUCAAUCUGUCUAUACACUCGCUUCAUCUACCACUCACUAUCUUCAUUUCUUCAAGAUGCUUGCAUCACUCGCUUUUGUUCUUUCGCUCGCUGCUGCGGCUGUGGCUGCGCCUGCUUCGCUCGUUCCCCGUGCUGGUCGCCCGACUGCUCCCGCUGGCUGUCUCGCCGUGGGUGGAUCUGGGAAGUACAAGACUGUACAAUCUGCUGUUGACGCCCUCAGCGCUUCCAGCACGGCAGCGCAAUGCGUCUUCAUUGCCAAAGGCACCUACAAGGAGCAAGUCUUCGUCAAGGCGCUCAAGUCUGCUCUUACCAUUUAUGGAGAGACAGCCGAUACGAGCAGCUUCUCCGCAAACACUGUGACCAUCACUCAGGGGAAGAGCCAGUCUGACUCCCCUAACAAUGACGCGACUGCUACGCUACGCGCCUGGACCACAAAUCUGAAGGUGUACAACAUCAACCUUGUCAACACCCGUGGCCAGGGCUCGCAGGCGCUUGCUCUCAGCGCCAAUGCUGGCAAGCAGGGCUACUACGGCUGCCAGUUCAAAGGCUACCAAGACACCAUCCUCGCGCAAGACGGCGUACAAGUCUACGCCAAGUCUUACAUUGAGGGCGCCACGGACUUCAUCUUUGGCCAGAAGGCCAAGGCCUGGUUCGAAAACGUCAACAUCGGCGUGCUGGCUGCUUCACAGGGAUACAUCACUGCCAGCGGUCGCGAAUCGGCUUCCAACCCAUCUUACUACGUCAUCAACAACUCUCGGAUUGCAGCAGCCAGCGGAAACAGCGUAAAGGCUGGUGUGUAUUACCUCGGUCGCCCAUGGCAGAAGUUCGCCCGUGUUGUAUUCCAGAACACCAGCAUGACCAAUGUCAUCAACGCUGCCGGAUGGAGGAUCUGGAACACCGGUGACGAGAGGACGAGCAACGUUGAGUUCGGCGAGUAUGCCAACUCGGGUGAUGGAUCAAAGGGUACUAGGGCCAAGUUCGCAAAGAAGUUGUCGGCUGCUGUUAGCAUUUCGACUGUUCUGGGCAGCGACUACAAGAGCUGGGUCGACACAAGCUAUCUUUCUUAGGCCUUUCACCGGUCUGAAGAUCAUCGUAUCUUCUUUUUUGUAUAUACUUGAACCGGAAAUAAGACUGGGUCUCUGACAAAUAUCAUAUCUCUGUCGCUCCC
Molecule: messenger RNA, 1569 nt
Organism: Cucurbitaria berberidis CBS 394.84
Lineage: Eukaryota; Fungi; Ascomycota; Dothideomycetes; Pleosporales; Cucurbitariaceae
Product: carbohydrate esterase family 8 protein
Exons: 1
Coding region: 458-1468 (336 amino acids)
Biological process (GO): cell wall modification
Molecular function (GO): pectinesterase activity
Source: RefSeq, a predicted model, not a curated record